Messenger RNA from Dreissena polymorpha, 6171 nucleotides. RefSeq names its product zinc finger protein 91-like. Lineage: Eukaryota; Metazoa; Mollusca; Bivalvia; Myida; Dreissenidae. Gene Ontology annotation, biological process: regulation of transcription by RNA polymerase II. The record is from RefSeq and is a predicted model, not a curated record. The transcript is spliced from 15 exons. Gene Ontology annotation, cellular component: nucleus. Gene Ontology annotation, molecular function: RNA polymerase II transcription regulatory region sequence-specific DNA binding; DNA-binding transcription factor activity, RNA polymerase II-specific. Bases 679 to 5571 code for a protein of 1630 amino acids.
GCCAAGCGUUUUGUGAACAUUUCGAUAUGAACGCCUGCUGGUUGUAAAGCUAAGGUUUCAAUACAACCGUGGACAUAAUUGACCUGCUGGGAAUUGGGGAAAUACUUCUUUAUCCACGCCGUGAUUGUCACACCGGCGUAACUGCUGCGUUGGUCGAUACGCCGAUACGGGAUUAUUGCACCGGUCCCCGCGGAGAAACCUCAGGGGGUAGCUUGAUUUUCUCCACGAUUCAAUAUUCAUGUUCUGACACACAAGGGACGUCGUGCUGUGUUUGUACGCUCCAAACUAGAUAGCAUACCGCAGAUAGACGGGAAACGUGGAGGCAGACGAAAGUGUUUUAGUACGCAGACGACUUUUGAAAAAAAAAAUUCACGCGUAUAUAUACAUGACUACAACUAAACAUCCUGUUAUAUACGGAGGACAAUUUAUACACGCGCACGGAAUUCCCGCGCUUUUGAGAGUAAUAAGUUCCGGCAAAGUUUUGUUGCGACAGUUAUAUCAAAUAGUCGUGAAACUUAAAUCAUGCUGUGAAAUGUGCCUCGUUCUAGUAAACCGUUAAUUUUAUUUAUCAAUCAAAGGCAAAGUGACUUAACGAAUGUAUUCAAUAUAUACUACCUUUACCAAAGGAAGUUAAAUUGGACUAUUGGCAUUUGGUGCAGACAACACAUCGGGGAAAGAAUGUCACGGAGAAAACAGGCACGACCGAGGCUAAUCAAACGCGAAGAAGAUGAUUCGGAAGCGAACACCUCGUUCCUAGCGUCGGACGAACCAGAAAUUAAGAAGAUCAAAUUAGACGCAAUUGCAAAUGGCCACAGCAACAAGGUAUCCAAUGGCAACGGAAAGGCGGACAUGACGUCAGAGCCGGUGUCGUCCCCGAGUAAGACGGAAGUAACUGAAAUAUUCCGAUGCGAGACUUGUGGCGCAACCUUCGGAAAUCUCUUGAAUUUCAUGGACCAUAAGAACACGCUCUGCAAUACAACAGUUGAAGUGAAGAUCGAACGAGAUGGUAGCUGCACUCCCCGUUCGGUAGAUUCCCAGGAUUCUGCUUCCGGCUUAUCGGUGACGUCACAAGCGGAAAGCGCCGGGAAACAGGCGAACGUCAAAGGGCCGCCUUUCAAGUGCGGGAAGUGCCCGCGCGUUUUCAAAGCGAGGCACACUCGCGAUCGUCACCUGAAAUUGCACGAGGAGGAAAAGUGUACCCGGUGUGACGCCGUUUUCGCGAGGGACGACGACCUAUUGAACCACAUGAAGACAGAGCAUGACUCACCGGAAGUGUUCAGCUGUCAAAUUUGUGAUCUGGAGUUUCCGUCAAUGGCCGCCCUUAUGUCGCACCAGAACGCCCACAAGCCCAAAACCGCGCGCUCAAAACAUGACGCCAACGACGGUGGCACGUGUCUAGAAAGCGGCGCUGUGUUUUUAUGUGCCACUGACAGAGAAAGUCACGCAAGCGGAAACAAGGCGUUCCAGUGUAAACACUGCGCUGCCAUCUGCGUCGGACCAAUCGCGUUGGCGCUUCACAUUGAGCAUGCGCAUUCAACCUUUCGUUCUGAUCACAACAGAUGCCCGCUCUGUUUCAAGUAUUUCUUAAGUCUAGACGAACUUGUUGCCCACAUGAAAAGUCACGAUUCGAAUGCGAACGGUAUUGACACCAAAGACAGCAAUAUAGAAUGUAUUGAAUUCAAAGGCGUCGAAUACGGGGCAAGUAUACUGUCGUCUGUUAACGGCAUGUGCGUAUCUGACAUCCUCAUAUGUCCGUACUGUUUCCGGGACGAUUUUGACUCGCUGGAAGGCUUGGAACUUCACAUGCAAAGCGUGCACACCGUCAAGCCCACGGAGGUGUACACGUGCAACUACUGCAACGCACCGUACAAGAACCUCUACAGCCUGCACGAGCACAUGCGGGCGAUUCACCAAAACAAGCCCAGCAUGGGAAUCAAAUACCCGUGCAGCCUGUGCGGCAAAGAGUUCUCGAGCAUCGAAUCGCUACAAGACCACAAGAAGCGGAACCACCACAACAAACAGAGACAAGCGGACAAUGUAUAUACAUGCAGCUUUUGUGCGCUCCUAUUUCUAAGCCCGUCGGCUUUGAAUGAGCACAUCACAAAUACUCACGCCGAUCUCGUGAGACGAUUUGAAGAACGAAAUCAUGGGAAAAGUCCCGAAAUUCUGACCAAUUCAUCCCGACUUUCAGUCCCGGUGGCCCGAUCUAAAGACACGCUUUCGUCGUAUCCCGAAAACAACACAAUCAUAAACGUGCCCGAACCUUCGCAAAUACUGCGGCAUCUGAGGUCCCCCGCACAGAAGCUUGCAAGCCCCACUAGCACCAUACACCAUAGAGCAACGAUGCCUAGCAACAAGUCGAAGUCGUCUCCAAGCCGACCACAUUCUGCUGGUAGUAGGAAAGUGGAGAAUACUCCAAGAACAGAAGGAAUGAAAUGUGAGCAGUGCAAUGCGCAGUUUACCGACCUUGAUAUUUUCGAAACGCACAUGAAACUGCACUCUGGGUCUAUGAUUGGCCAACUAACAUGCCGCCAAUGUUCAAAGCUGUUCCUGACAGAAGAGCAGCUGGAGGCGCACCUGUCGCUCCACUUCCUGUCGCCUGUGAGCGAGUACGGCUGUAAGAGCUGCAACAAGACUUACGAUAAGCCCGACGAGCUUCAGAAACACCUGAUGGACAUCCAUGCCAUCAAUCUGUACCAGUGUUCUCUCUGUAAGGACGUCUACGAUUCCAAGGUCAAUAUACAGGUCCAUUUUGCUAUCAAGCACAGUAACGAGUGCAAGCUGUACAGGUGCUCUACUUGCGAUGUCGUGUACCGGCGGGAAAGCGAGUGGCUACUGCACCUGCGCGUGAAACAUCUGCAACUCUCAAAACCUUACAGAUGUCUGUUCUGCAAGGAGUCAUUCAGCGUGGAAAUGGAUCUGCAGUGCCACCUAGCGACGCACAACAAACUAUUCAAAUGCUCCAUGUGCGAGGAAUCGUUUCUCGUGGAAUACCUGCUCGAUAAACACCUACAGCUCGUGCAUUCCGAAGCGGGAAGCAGUUCGGAAACCGGAAACAUCCAUUAUGACGUCACCAGUUCUAACGGAACGCAUGCAAAAACGGAUAAAAGCGAUGUUGUCAUCAAGCAGGAGUCGGGAACCAGUUCAAUGCUGUUCAAUAAAAAUGUUACAACCAAAGCGUGGAGCCAGCCAAGCGGAACUCUUGUCGCCGGAAGCGCCACCCUCCUGGGAGACAAUCACCAGUUAUUUCAAAAGCUGACUAGUUCGGCGAAUGGCGGCGGUAUUUUACUGAGCGACGGUAGUGGUCCGUUGUUUCCGUCCGGACUCCCAAACGUUAUAAGCAGUGGAUCGUUGGUGUGGAAGAGUCCAGAAGAUCUAUACAGAUGCAAUAUUUGUGACGUAAAGUUUGGCAAACUUUCGGCUCUGCAGAGCCACAAAAUGCAGGACCAUGGUCUGAAGCUCGUAAUUGGCAACAAAUACAGUCCGGAGAGCAGUCCAAAGCACGUGACCUCAACUUCCGGUAGUUUUGAAAGUAACCCCGUAAUUUACAUAGACACAGUGAGCAGAAAUGGGACAGAACCGGAAAUAUCGUCUGUUUCGGACAAACCCGCCUCGUUAUUACACACGGCGCUUACCUCAUCGCUGACGUCAUCGAUGUCUUUGACUGGAGUUAAUUUACCAGAAUCGCCAACAUCGGAAGCUACAUAUUCAGAGAAAUUAAUCUCUACUUACGGUGACAAAGUUUGCUUGGCGUGCCCGUUUUGUAGCCAGACUUUUAAAAGCAAAUCUGAAUUAGAAAAGCAUAGUAAGAUCCACGUAAACACCGGGUCACAGAAGUGUAACAUUUGCGACGAGGUGUUCGAAUCCUCUGGUAUUUUGGCGGAACAUAAACUUACACAUUGCAAGAUACAGCAGGGCAAUGUUUGUGUUGCUUGCAAAAUGCCGCUGAACGUUGAAGAACAAUUCUAUCUCCAUUCGCAGGAACAUGGUUUCCAAGGGGCAGUAAUGCAAUGCAUUGUGUGCAGACAAACUCUUUCGUCGCUGCUAGAACUACAAAUGCACGGAAAGCAUCACUUCCAAAGUAGGUCAUUCUGUAGUUACACUUGUUGUGUUUGUCUCAAAAGUUUUGAUUCAGAUGAAAAUCUCGUGUCGAAAAUAAAUGGCUCCGGUCGGACCUAUUACAUCUGCAAACCGUGCUACCUUGGAAAGGCGGAAUUCCCGUGCCCACAGUGCGGCGCUAGAUACACGACUUCAAGCGGUCUCGAAGAACAUGUGCACUCGCACAAAAAGUCCUACCAGUGCAUCAAAUGCCAGGAAUCGUUCAGUUCUGAGCAGGAAAUACAACUGCACGUGGCGACACAUAUGAUGACGGAAGGCAAUAUCCACGAAUGUUGCAUAUGUUUCACAAUCUUAGAUUCGCCAGCAAAACUUCAGUGCCAUUUAAUAGAACACACUUUUGCGAAUUCUGAAUUCAAAUGCCACGCAUGCGGGAGGAAAUUCAAAAGCGCGGCCGAGAUCCAAACUCACGCACUUGAUCAUGGCGUCUUGGCGCGAAAGUUCAACUGUUCCUUAUGCAGUCAACGAUUUUUCUUCAGUGCAGAAUUGGAAAAUCACAAUUACGUUCAUCAAAAGUCGCGUGAAACAAGUUUAUCUGACAGCGAUAAAGGGUUUUUAAGUCAGCAUCUGACAAUAUAUCCACUUGCACACCCAGUCUUUGAGGAAAAGCCAGUCUCGUCUCUCAGAGGUCACAGCCCGGGGAAAGGUCAAAGCACAGUCAAAUUUCAAAGCCCAGCACAAAACGUCAAAAAGCAUGUUGAAGAUUCAGACUUGUCAUGCACAAAAUGUGACAAGAGUUUCAGAUCGGUCAUUCUUCUGUCGGAGCAUUACAAAAUGUGCAAUGUGGCAUCAUUGGCGUCGGCUGUAGGGUCAUGGACACAUGGAUGCCCUUGUUGCUCAGAGAAUUUCCAGACUUUGAGUGAACUUCAGAAUCAUAUGUAUAAAGAACAUUCCAAGGCCGAGUCCAUGGACCCCAUGAAGUUGAGGCACACGUGCAGCGAGUGUGGCAAGGAAUGUUCAUCGGAGCAUAAUCUUCUGACACACAUGAGCACGCAUAGAAAAGGAGAGAAGCACGUAUGUUCCAAAUGCAAUCGUGUGUUUUCAACAGCUGUCGGCUUGUCUGUUCACAUGGCGGCGAAAUGCCAUGGUUACCAGUACGAAUGUCCUGUGUGUCAAGUACGAUUUGCAAAGAAAACCCAAAAGAUGGAUCACAUGAAGUCGCACAGUGGUGACAAAGUGUAUCCUUGCCUACAGUGCGGACUACUUUUUACGUGCAAAGAGAAACUGAAUGUGCACUCGGACCAACAUUCAUUGGAGACGGAUUCGAGUCAGGUUCCCGAUGAAGCAAACGUCAUGGAUGAAAUAAUCGCCUCUAGUGAAGACGUCGCUGCCAACGGUGAUGUCACAAGUGUUGAGCAAAAAGACGCUAGAGAUAAAUCAGACAGUGAGAAGGAUGGCAUGAAACCGGAAGUAACGAGCACGUGUUCUCUGUCAGACGAAGGCUCGAUGGAUUAAUGUUGAUGAGCUGUUAAGAAAUUGCAUGUGUGGGUGUUGAUAAUAAGUGAACGCUUUAAUCGUUGUUAAAUUAGAUCUGUAUUUUUAUUUAAAUAGAAAAUGCUUCUAUUUUACAAUGAUCACCAUAUGUUCGUGUCCUAUAAACCACUGUUACCUGGAUUUUCCUUCAUUCUGUGUAUAAUAGUUUCACCAAACACCUUAUAAAAAUGUUCGCUCGUUUAUUCAUAUGAUCUGUUGAAUAACUUAGAAAACUGUAUGUUUGUGAAUACACACAAAAAACACUUACACAAAACUUAACCUCUGUACCAUUUGAUUCCAUGCUAUUAUCGCGUAUGAACAUUCCAUAACCAGUUUGAUAGAUUUUUGUUUAAAAAUGUAUAAUAAUGUUUUCAGAAAUGACAUAUGUUUGAUAUGAUGAAUUGAUGCACACGUUUAGCAAAACAUCACUAAACUGUCGUUAUUUAUGAUUGUGUAAAAUAUUUUCACAUGUGUGUAUACUAAGAUUGGUCUGAUGUUGCUUUAAAACAUUGUUUCCUUGUUGUUUGAUAUGAUAACAGUAAACACAGUCGUUAUUAUUUCAUUAAAAUAGAGAAAAACCAA